AAAAGAGAUAUCGCAAUAAAACAAGUUGGCAUCCCAGUUUGUGCAGUAAAGAAUUUGUACAAUUCUAUAAUAAACAGUAACAAUGGAUAUAUUCAAAGGGCUUAAAAAAUCACUAUAUAUAUGGACAGACAGCGCUGAUUUGGAUCUGCGUGUGCAAAUCUUGAAGAAUUCAACUGGCGGCGAAGUAGCUUUGGAAAAUGUGCAUCGUCUUUCUUUUUCCUCUUACGCCAACUCAAGCUUCGACUUAAUUGUUAUAGAAUGCGCACAGCUGACUGACAAUUACGUAAAGCUACUGCAUAUGCUCAAGCCGAGUGGAAAACUUCACUUGAUUGCAUACAUUGGCACUGCAGCGAGUUUGUUGCAGGAAAUUAAGUUGUCCGGAUUUAUCAAUUGCAGCGAGGAUUCCGAGGCCAAUACGCUGACCGCUGAAAAGCCUGGGUAUGAGACUGGCUCUUCUGCUCGACUAUCAUUUGCCAAAAAGAGCACCAGCGUGAAUGUCUGGAAAAUUAGUGGCGACGACGAGGAAUUAAUCGAUGAGGAAGGUCUACUAGAUGAGGAGGAUAAACAGAAGCCAGAUCCUGCUGGUCUCCGAGUGUGCAGCACCACGGGCAAGCGCAAAGCAUGUAAGAAUUGUUCGUGCGGACUGGCCGAGGAGUUGGAAAGCGAAAAGUCCGCGAAAGCAGCAACUGAGAAUGUUAAGUCCAGUUGUGGCAACUGCUAUUUGGGCGAUGCAUUCAGAUGCUCCACUUGCCCCUAUCUGGGCAUGCCGGCAUUCAAGCCUGGAGAGAAAGUGCAACUGGCCGACAACUUACUGAAAUCGGAUAUUUAGAUAACACAAAACAGAAUGCAGCAUGUGGAUUUUUAGUUUUAUUAAGAAAAACGAAAUAAAUUGCUUGUAAAUAAAAAAAAAACUUUGUAAAUGGA
Messenger RNA from Drosophila albomicans, 924 nucleotides. RefSeq names its product anamorsin homolog (gene CIAPIN1). Gene Ontology annotation, biological process: iron-sulfur cluster assembly. Gene Ontology annotation, molecular function: iron-sulfur cluster binding. The transcript is spliced from 3 exons. The record is from RefSeq and is a predicted model, not a curated record. The coding region runs from base 83 to 829 and encodes 248 amino acids. NCBI's taxonomy places the organism in Eukaryota, Metazoa, Arthropoda, Insecta, Diptera, Drosophilidae. Gene Ontology annotation, cellular component: cytoplasm.